Owenia fusiformis is the source of this 1498-nucleotide messenger RNA. NCBI's taxonomy places the organism in Eukaryota, Metazoa, Annelida, Polychaeta, Sabellida, Oweniidae. The record is from the annotation of a GenBank genome assembly.
UUGCUGACUGAUGCAGAGGGCAGACGAAAUUUCAUAAAUAUUUGUAUUUUUAUGAGAGAUCUGAUAAGUUGCUGGCUAUUGUGCACACCUGGAUGAUGAUCUAAUAGAAACCAGACAAGCCAACCACAUAAGAUGUCUGCUGAUACAUUUGCAGUUGACUCUAUCCUUGAUACAGCUAAGAAUCUACAGCAAGCUAAAAGCCAGCUUGAACAGCAGCUGAAUGCAUUGAGGAAGCAGAGAAGACAGUUAGAUGUGACACAUGGACAAGUUUCAAGCAAGCAUGCCCAGGCAAUGGACACUAACAACAAAAUGAAGGAGACACUAAAGGUUGCUCAACAUAAGGUAUCUCAGACACAGUCACAGGCUGAAAGUCUAGAACAGCUGAGUGCCAAUAGGAGGUCCAAGCUCCAAGAGUUGAAUGACAAGAUUGAUGAGUGCACUAAAAAUCAAGACAAUUACAUUAAGAACUAUGAGAGCCAACUCUCCAGGCUAACUGAGUGCUUCUCUGGUGCUCAACUCGUAUAUGCCCCAGAGAAUGUUGCAUCAGAGAUUCUCAACACAGAAGAAGCAACUGGAGAAAAGUCAGCUGAUGCUGGAAAGAAAAAUGAGGAAUUGAUUAAAGUCCUGGCUAAUGUGGAUGAACUGAAGAACAGCCUAGAGGCUAAACCAAAACCGGAGAUAUCUGCUCUUAUUCAAAGAUAUAUCAUAAACUCCCUUGAGAGCGAACAUGAUAGUCUGAAUAACAAAGUGACAUCGUAUGCAACACAGUUGAACAUUACCAACCAGUCUAUAGACAAAUUGAAACAAUGGAAACCACCAAAUGAUGAGGUGUAUGGGCUACCUAAUGUUAGCUGCUAGGCUUGUUAUCUCAAACUGUAUAAUAACAAGUCUAUAGACAAUAUGAGACAAUGAAAACCACCAAAGAGGUGUAUUGACUACCUAAUGUUAGCUGCUAGACUUGUUAUUUCAAACUGCAGAACAAUUUGUGUAAGUCCAUAGACAAUAUGAGACAAUGGAAAACAACAAUGAAUAGAUGUGUCCUGCUAUCAUAUCUAUGAAGACCUAAUUCGAGACAGUUUUUAUCUAGUUUACUGGUAAAUAGAAUUAGAAAUGUUAGUUUUCUUGGUUUUGAUAUUUCAUUUAUGAAGCAGUUGUAAAGUGGUUCUUACUACUGUAGCAAAACGUAUCAGAGUAUUUAGGGCAGUUACAUGUAUAAAUUAAAAUAAUUGUUUAAAUAUAAUUUAUUUAAUCUAUAGAUAUUCAUUUUGUUUCACUUUUUAAAAAAAUGUUUUUAUUAUGACAAUUUACAUAUCUGACAUGUUUUUAUUGUGACAAUAUUCACAAUUACUUUUUCAUGCCUAAGAAAUCCAUGAUAUCUUGGCAUGUUUGGUCUCCUCAAUUAAAUAUCCUAUUGUAUUGUCAUACAGGUACUGUACUGUACAAUGUAAAAUUCAGUGAUCUCCCCAAUUAAAUCCUCACACACACUUGAAAUUGAGAA